AGUUGGAGAAUCUGGCCCCUAUCAAGCCUCUCAAAUGGACAUGGACGAGUCCUCUGGAAUGAUAUUUAAAGAAUGGCCAGAACCACAAAACAAUUUGAUACAAUGCAACGGCAUGGAAAGCCAAAUAACUAUUACGACAAUUUUUGAGGAAUCCGACCAGAGUGGGUGCUACCAGUUCAAGACCCCUGGCUUUGGUGGAGCUGGAUACCCCAAUGCCGGAGGUGGAUUACCGCACUAUGACUGCCGUUUCUUGCUCCGUUUUCGAGGAUCAAACGUCUUUGGAACAUUGACAGUUCCUUCUGACACCUUCGAUUUCCAGCCUGUGGUUGGGGUCUCUUGCAAAGACUUCCUUAGAAUAAAUAACUUAAUCCCAUUGACAGGCCAGCCAAAUGAUCCUGAUGAUAAUGCCCCCGCUGACACAGUGGUGAACUAUUGUGGGAUGCUUACGGGCGACAAAACAUUUAAUUUUAACAAGAGCAUGUUGACAAUUCGACUCAGAGGUGACGAUACGGUCAGACAUGAUGGAGCCGAAGUGAUUAUUUGUUUCCCUUGAAAAGGAAUAUCCUGAAUACUGCUUCAUUUUGAGUUUGGUGUAAAAUAACCACAUGGUUGGUGUUUCCCCAUUUUGUUUGAUCUUUGAAAAAUAGAAAAAAAGCAACAACAAAGUCUUCAUAUGAGCAUGCCAUAACCAACCUUCGGAGUCGCAUUGAGUUUUGACAAAAGGAAAAAGGGUAGCAAAUGAGAGCAUUUUCUGAAAUCAGGCAAUGCAAUCGAACGUUAUAAUGUCUUUUGCUGAAAACUCUCUAUGAGGCUCUUAACAAGGCAUAAUGCAAGGAGACAUUUACGUCAAUAACCUAUGAAUUUACGCAAUUCUGAUUUUAUAUCUUUUUCAUGGACCAGAAACCCCGUCGUUGAAUAUAUGAUUAGUUCACCACCUCUUCCACCUUUGGUGUCUUUUCGGUCUUUUCGCGCGACCAAAUCGUAUCCUGAUAGGUUUAGCUCCUUUUCACCUAUAUCCUUAUGAGUCCACGUUUCACCCACACAUAUUAGGUCCGGUUUUGUUACAGUUACUCUUGCUUUCAAAACUUGAAUUUUGUUGAUGAAAGAUUUUGUGUUCAGGUAGAGCAGGCUAAUGCUUAUUUUUGAGUCUGGACGAAC
This is a messenger RNA of Tigriopus californicus, 1158 nucleotides long. RefSeq lists its product as uncharacterized. The coding region runs from base 35 to 553 and encodes 172 amino acids. The transcript has 2 exons. Lineage: Eukaryota; Metazoa; Arthropoda; Copepoda; Harpacticoida; Harpacticidae. The record is from RefSeq and is a predicted model, not a curated record.